CAUGCACGAGCUGUUGGCAUGCAAAGCACGUGAAAUUGCACACUAAAAUUCAAAAAAUUCGAAGUUUUUUGAGAAUCGGAGAGGCCCUCCACAAGCAUCCCAUCUCGUACGUCAUAGGCUUGUCUCAAAGCAGGGACGGUUCGUACCGUUGAUGAAAGAAGGUCAUUGUCAUUGGGUCAAUACUUUGCGACUGUACAUGCUGAUUUGUAUCCCAGUUAUCAAUCUAAUGCUUGUCCUGUCUUCGACUCCCGGAGUCGAUCAGAGUACGUUGGUAAAGAGUACUGCAUUAAAAUACGAACCAUCCUCCAGGAACUAUCAUAGCGUGCGCUAUGUUCAUUCGUUACGAAUGCUAAAUCGUUAGGUAUUGUCGUUACACUCAAACUUACAGUAAAUAAUGAAACAUCAAAAAAGUAGAAUAAGGUACAUAUCUUAUAACCAUUCGGCAUUAAAUAGUUCUAUAUGAUUCUCUAGCAUUCCCAAUUGCGUAGUCUCGACUCGACAACAACCUGACCCAACCAACAGUGAUGGAUGACAAAUUGUUGCGGGAAACUUUUCUGCUUUUCUUAAAAACUGUCUUUAUUAUUUAAAGCUUGACAAGGGUUCCGUAUCCAAUGGCGAAUCCAACAGCCAGGGAAACGACGCAUGCAACCAAACCGGCACCGUAUCCAAUAACGGUAGCCUCAUCGACGGCCUCGGCGUGAGCAGCAAACGGGGCCAUGGCGGUGGCGAAGGCGGCAACAGCGGCGGCCUUGUCUUGCUUGAAUUCAACAGGUUCAGGGGCUUUGCUCAUGGAAACGGCAACAGUCUGUCGGGGUGUGCUGACGGGGGCAAAUCCCGAAACACAGGCGGCCAUGGCGACCAAAAGAAGAGCAACUUGUUGGAAAGACUUCAUUGUGUGAUAUUAUAUAUAGAGUUUAGCUGCGAAAAAAAUACAUCAGACGAAUCCAUAAGUGAAUGUUAGUUGAAAAGGUCUCGAAAUAAAGGUGUAUGUCGACAUCGAAUCUCAGUCAUUUCAAAUCUUCUAGGAGACUGGUUUCGAAAUUUGUCAGAAUGUUGCCGUAAACAUCUCGCCGCACAACGGCAUGAAUGCUUUCACUCUAUGUUAUCGUUUUAAUAAAGCACUAUAUUGUAGGGUCUGUAAACACUUGAGUGCCGCAAUGACCACACUCGUACUUCGAAUUUGGUUUUCUUACCUGAAAAAGAAAAUUGUAUGAGAAUAUCAGAUAACGACGAAAAAUACAUAAAAACCCUCCAUCUGCACCAUCAACAAUCGAGAUCGUAACCGGGAUGGUGGGAUGAGAACUCGUUCGUCACCGUCCAAAAAGAAACUCCUUUUCUUCCAAAGAAGAGAAAACACCUUCUAUUCUACGCCUCUCGUUUCGUCAUUGCAAGCUUUUUGAUUGGUCAAUUUUAGAGCCGGCCAGUCUUUGACACACUUUCGGCGGGGUUUCAACUCAUGGGAUGUUGAAGACCUGAACGCAUCCAUCUGAUGUCGCAUACGUAUGUAGAAAUACUGGCGUGUUUAAGAUUAAAAUUUUAUCGUCCGCUCUUGACGACAUAUUAGUCGAACUAGUCGAUACAAAGCGACAGAUGUCGGUCGCGCGUCCGCGCACUCUUGAUGUCAUUUCAUUCUUCUUCAGCAGUCAAAAUGCGGCCGACAACAAUGAAAAUUGUUGACACUCAAAAACCUUCCCCAAAACUUGAAGAUGAAAACCGAAAACCAACUUAAACUCCAUCGCUCCCCCGUGCAAGUCUGAAGAACUAAAAGCUUAACAUCACGGUAUCUUAGGACACCAUCUCAUAUCAUAGGCGUCGGAGAAGUAAAGUGAUGUCGAAAAGAACGGGAGGUCAAAGUGAGGAAAAUGAAAUCCCUCUAGAAAGUCAGCAAAGUCAGAGCAAGGAAGAUGGAUUGAAGGCGGAUGGUUACUUAGACGAAGAGGAUGAGGAUGAGGACGAUGAUACAUACCGUCUUCGUGUCUACGGAUAUAGUGGUGACAGUGAGGAUUCUUCGUCAUCUGCGACAACGACAAAAAACACGCUUCAAUUGUCGCGGGAAUUCGUAAGGAAUAUUAAUUGUAACAAGAGGAGUAGAUCUGUUCGGAGAUUUUCCAAACGAUUGUCAAAGCAACUGUCGCGCUCUAUGGAUCGGCGACGCUCUUCGAUCAAAGAAUCACUUCCAGACACACCACAAGGAUGGGUGGUCUUCUUGUCCGCAGUCGCGUCCGCCAUCUUAGCAUACGAGGUGCGAUUGCAAUUUUCCCUUACUAAACCUCCUGCAACAUUUUGCCAAUUGCCGUCGGGGAGUUACGUUGAAAAAAUCUAUGAGCAAUUAACGGGAAAGGCUUCUUCUUCUCUUGUUGGUGGUAAAGGCAAAGAUUCCCGCAUCACUAACAUCCUUUCGAAGCCGAUUCAGCCCAGUCUCUUUGUCGGAACACGCGGUAUGAUUGCGAGCACUGCAGCGUAUCUCCAAGGGGGACCGUCGUCCUCCAGGCAAAAUUUUGUGCGAUUCCGAGAGAUUUUUAUUAUGAGUCAAGACGGAGCACAAGUAGCGGUGGAUUGGGAAUUCAAAGGGGCUCAAAAACAGACAGCAAACGUUGAAGGCGAAAAAAAUGCGUCAAAGAGUGAAGUGAACACGAGCCAACAAGAGAUAUUGAAUGGCAUUAUACGUCGGCCGGUCGUAAUCAUCCUACACGGUAUCAAUAACGAUUCCAGUUUUGGAUACAUGAAGUCUCUCUCGAGUUCGUUCUGUAAUAGAGGCUAUGUUUCAGCUUCGGUGAACUUUCGAGGAUGUGGGGGGCAUCGAUUAAAAACCCCACGUGGUUAUAACGCAGCCUAUACAGGGGAUCUUCGUAGCCUUGUCCGUCAGAUUUCGGUUAGAUUGGCGGAGAAUGUUUCCAUCUUUAUUGUUGGUAAUUCGUUGGGUGCAAAUAUCAUGACGAAGUAUUUGGGAGAAGAGGGUAUGGCAGGUACACUCCCGUCGUGUGUUUCGGGUGGAGCAUCGCUCGGCAAUCCCCUUUUGAUCGAUUCGAAAAUUGUUCGGUUUCCGUUUAAUGUUCUCAUGGCGUUGGGAGUGAAGAAAAUAUACUUAGAGAAUUGGAAGGCUGUACGUGCUCUGAACGACGCUCGAUCAAAAGAAAUUCACAAGAAAGGUUUCCUAGCUCCUACCAUUGCUGCCUUAGAUAAUGCUGUUGCACCGGCUUUGAUUCGAAAUAAUCCCAUGUAUCCAUUUGAGGCAAAGAUAGGGUACGAAACCGGAGAGGAAUAUUGGUUUGAUGCAAGUUCCUAUCGGUACAUCCGACAUAUCUCUGUUCCCUUCUUGAAUAUUACAGCUGAGGAUGACUUUAUUGUAUCAAAACCUUCGCGAAACAAGUUAGGGUUUUGCCUAGCCAACCCCAAUGUCAUGAACGUCGAGACCAGGUGUGGUGGCCACUUAGGUUGGCAAGAAGCGCCUCCGGAUGGCUUGUUUGGUGGGUCCUCCUGGGCCGAUACUGCAACAUCGGAUUUUUUUGAUGCUAUUCUGAACAUUAAGAGGGAAUCAUCCUCUGGUAAGGGUAUCGCUCGAAGCAAUAAAACUAGGAUUGAAUCUGAUUUUGGUCGUUCUGCGUCUCUACCAUUGAGAAGGGAGAAGAUUGACAAUGAAUUGAAAGAUUUACAAAGAGAAGCAAUUGCGUUCACAAAAGAAAAAAUUUCAAGACUAUAAGAUAAGGAGCAGUUAAUAUCUGAUUUCCUUUUACAGGCAGAUAUAGCAUAGUACCUGCAAACAUAACUAUUCUACACAACAUUCAAAAAGAAGGCACAAUAGAAGGAGUAACUGUGCUAGUUGUCCCAAACGGUGGCACAAUAAGUAAGUUGUUUGCAAGGAAUGGAUAAUUUGCUAGUAUGUUAAAAUUCACUAUGGUGGUAAGAAAGCAAAUACCAAUCA
Pseudo-nitzschia multistriata is the source of this 3922-nucleotide messenger RNA. Lineage: Eukaryota; Bacillariophyta; Bacillariophyceae; Bacillariales; Bacillariaceae. The record is from the annotation of a GenBank genome assembly.